Molecule: messenger RNA, 5642 nt
Organism: Megalobrama amblycephala (Wuchang bream)
Lineage: Eukaryota; Metazoa; Chordata; Actinopteri; Cypriniformes; Xenocyprididae
Gene: map3k10
Product: mitogen-activated protein kinase kinase kinase 10
Exons: 11
Coding region: 1855-5034 (1059 amino acids)
Biological process (GO): positive regulation of apoptotic process; protein phosphorylation
Molecular function (GO): JUN kinase kinase kinase activity; protein binding; ATP binding
Source: RefSeq, a predicted model, not a curated record
GUGUAUUUGGAUACAAAGUCAGCCUCAGGAGCUGACAGCCCGGUCCAUGGAAUAGAUCGUCUUUCUCACAGAUAAAGGAAGCGGUGGCAGAAACGAUUCGAGUGAGAUGGACGACGGACCGACUAUCUGACCCAGCUGGGAGAAAGAUUAAAAGAGCAUCCUUCAGUGGAAUUCGAUGAUGUGUAGGGAAUAUUUCAGCAUUAUGAUACGCCCAUGCGACGAGCUGUAUGGAUGUUGUGAUGUACAGUGAGCGAUCCAAGCAACCCUAAACAUACAUCUGAAUUCAGAAAACCGGUUGUUUUGGGCUGGAAGGACGCAGGGAUACUUUCUCACUGAUCUCUGGAUUACAAGAAAUAUUGUGGAAGAAUCUAGAAAGGAACUAGGUGGCUAUUAUUAUUAUUAUUGGUGUUAUUAUUAUUAUUAUUAUUAUUAUUAUUAUUAUUGUAAAGAUGGUGGACACAUUUUGUGUUGGCUUUUAUUUGGGCAACAUAAACGCAUUCUUGAGAAUUUCGUCGCCUAAUCGCUACGACCUGGAUAAAAGUCAUCUUUAUGCAAGCCAUCUGCAUCACUCUCAUUCUUCAUAAAAUUAUCUCAAUUAUCGCUGUAUCAUAAUAAUAAUCCAAUACCAAGCCGAAGUUCCGCUUAAGAUUGUUAAACAUUUCAAUUUAUAUACGCAUCUGACAUGAAUCAACUGCUCGAUGACAAUAAAAAUAUCUACAGUUGAAAUGACAAUCAUGGAAAACGAGGACGAAAUGAUCGAAAUAAGCACUUGCACAUGCGCUUCAUAGAAAUAACCCAAACUGACAGUCGCUUUUGUUUAUGACUUGGAUUAAAAUGCAAACAGUAGACGUGUAGUAGCUAUAGCAACGUUUAUUGAUGAAAUAUUAAUAUGCAUUUCCAAAUAUUCAAAACGCUAAAUGGCUAGAAUACAUUAUGUAUGUCGACUAAAGGCUCUGCCAUCUCUCUGUUGUGAUUCUCAUCUUAAAAUGGACGCGCGCUUUCCUUAAAGGCUAUUUAGAGACUUGAACUCUCUUAUAGCGUUCGCGAUGUACCGGAUUUGCACGAGACAAGAGAAACGUGAAGUGAAUAUUACGAAUGUGCAAAUUAUUGUGGAUGUUUUGAGAUCGCGAGCUGGCGCAUCCCUGUGAGCCUAUCAGAGCUGAAUGUCCGAAGAUGCCUUAAGCCUGCGCAUGCAUGUGUUUAAGGCUAUUAAUAUUCAUUAACAUCCAUUGCAAAGAGCAACAUCGAUGUGCAUUUACAAAUAUGAGAGUUUUACAUGGAUUAGAGGUUAGGACAACAUUCCAGUGCAAGCUAUUUAGAUGGAAUUUAACCCCUACUAGAUCAUGAUAUGUGAUGUAGGGCAAAUUAUCAGAAGACCCAUCUAGUUUUUGUUUUAUCCUCUAGUAGCUAAUAUUCUUUUAGUUAAGGAUUCUGCUGUUACAAGGAGACUAUCCAAGGCCUUCAAAGAUUCUUCUAAUGGAAAAGCCCAAUGCUGUCUGUCAAGGAACCAAAAAGAAAACAUUCUCACGUCUUGAUGGACUGGGUAUUCUCACCUAAUCUCGAGGACUUGAGAAAAACUACUCUUCAUCCUAGUCAUAUUAGAGCUGUAAGCACACAUUGACUGACUACAAUGGCUCUAUAAAUGUUAAGACACAUGCAAAGUGUGCUCUGGACAAUCCAAGUAACCGGUGAGGACAUUGAAGGGGCAGCCCAGCAGAAGCUUUACUCGUUCAUUUCUUCCCUCAUUAAGAAGGCCUGCACUCAGUAGAUGGGCUCUGCAUGGAUAUUGUGCGCAAGUUGACAGAGGGCCUCCUCCAGCUUUUGAGACCUCAUCGCUGACCUGUGCACUCAGUGAUGGACCCAUAUACAAGACUGAGUGGAGUAGGAGCUGGAGGUGGUGGCAGUGCUGCCCCACUACCUUGCACCAACAUUGGAGGUUCCUGUGGACCCCCAGUUCCCCCUGUGCUCCCAGCAAGUGCAAAUUCAAUACCCUGCUUGACACACAACAGCAGCAGCCGGAACUCCUCUACUCUUCCAUCCUCAGUGGGAUCCCCAGAUUCCCAUCUUCCCCAUCAUCAUGAAGGCAUUAACACUUACUGGACAGCUGUCUUUGAUUAUGAGGCUACAGCGGACGAGGAGCUAACCUUGCGACGUGGCGACCUAUUGGAGGUGCUCUCCAAGGACUCCAAAGUGUCUGGAGAUGAGGGCUGGUGGACUGGAAAGAUCCAAGACAAGGUGGGCAUAUUCCCUAGUAAUUAUGUGACCCGACGGGAUGCCAGCUAUCCAGCAUUGCCUCCGGGAGGUCUGGUCGGUGGGGAGUCACCACUAGAGAUUGAUUUCUCAGAGCUGUGUUUGGAGGAAGUGAUCGGUGCCGGCGGCUUUGGAAAGGUGUAUAGGGGUGUGUGGCGAGAUGAGGAAGUGGCUGUUAAAGCGGCUCGUCAGGACCCAGAUGAGGACAUCAGUGCCACAGCAGAGAACGUGAGGCAGGAGGCCAGACUCUUCUGGAUGCUCCGACACCGCAACAUCAUCGCUCUCCGAGGUGUUUGCCUGCGGGAGCCAAAUCUUUGCCUGGUUAUGGAAUAUGCCCGUGGUGGAGCACUUAACCGGGCACUUGCUGGGAAAAAGGUGCCUCCUCGGGUACUGGUGAACUGGGCAGUGCAGGUUGCGACUGGAAUGGACUACUUGCACAACCAGACUUUUGUGCCAAUCAUCCAUCGAGACCUCAAAUCCAGUAACAUUCUGAUUCUGGAGCCCGUGGAGAGAGACGACCUGAGUGGAAAGACUCUGAAGAUCACAGACUUUGGGCUUGCUCGGGAAUGGCAUCGCACCACAAAGAUGAGCGCGGCGGGGACGUAUGCCUGGAUGGCUCCAGAGGUCAUCAAGCUGUCCCUGUUCUCAAAAAGCAGCGAUGUAUGGAGUUUUGGAGUGUUACUCUGGGAGCUGCUGACUGGUGAGGUGCCGUACCGUGAAAUUGAUGCUUUGGCUGUGGCCUACGGAGUUGCCAUGAACAAGCUGACCCUUCCCAUCCCCUCCACCUGCCCCGAGGCCUUUGCACAGCUGCUGGGAGAGUGUUGGUGUCCUAACCCACAUGGGCGUCCAUCUUUUGGGAGUAUCCUGAAGAGACUGGUGGACAUUGAGCAAUCAGCCAUGUUCCAGAUGCCCUUGGAGUCUUUCCAUUCCCUGCAGGAAGACUGGAGGCUGGAGAUCCAGCAGAUGUUUGAUGAACUACGAGCAAAGGAGAAGGAGUUGCGAUCCUGGGAGGAAGCUCUGGCACGAGCAGCUGAGGAGCAGAGGGAGCAAGAGGAGCAUCUGAGGAGGCGCGAGCAGGAGUUAGCCGAGCGGGAGAUCGACAUUGUGGAGAGAGAGCUCAACAUCAUCAUCCAUCAGAUGUAUCAAGAGAAACCACAUGUUAAAAAACGCAAAGGCCACUUCAAAAAGAGCAGACUACUCAAACUCGGCAGGGACAGCAACUGCAUCAGUCUGCCAUCUGGUUUCGAGCAUAAGAUCACAGUGCAAGCGUCACCCAGCGUGGACAAGAGGAAAAGUCAGGGUAGCGAAAGCACCACUCCUCCAGCCAGUCCAGGGGUCAUUCCUCGCCUCAGAGCGAUACGCCUGACACCCAGUGAUGGGAGGAAGACGUGGGGCCGGACGGCUGUGUGUAAGAAAGAGGACCUAGGGACCAAGAAGAAGGGCCGAACAUGGGGGCCCAGCUCCACCCAUCAGCGUGAGAGAGUCGGGGGCGAGGACAGGUUAAAAUCACUCGGGGAGGGCAAGGUCUGGUCCUCCAGCGCCCCAAAUCUGGGGAAGUCUCCAAAACAUGCUCCUAUAACAGCUGGAUUCUCAAGUCUAAAUGAAAUGGAGGAGCAUUGUGAGUUUGAUGACAGUUCUCCAGGACGUCUGGCUCCUGACCUGGGCAGUAAUGGAGCGAUGGAGGAGGUGGGCUCAGGAUCAGCGGGUACAGGGCCGGGCUCACAGGACACGGUUCGACGCUGCAGCCAGAGGAAGAAGAGUGACCUGCUGCUGCUGGGCUGUGCCUCCAUACUGGCCGCUGUGGGUCUCGGUUCUGACAUCUUCCAGCUGGGACGACAACAGAUGAGUCAAGAUGAGCAGGACCCGCGAGAGGAGCAGAGGAAGAAGAAAGAGGGCCUGUUCCAGCGCACGGGUCGAUUCAGACGCAGCACCUCUCCACCCAGUCGCACACUGUCUCUCUCCCUGUCCCACAACCGGCAUCACGACUCCACCCUGCCCAGCAUGGACCCGUCUCCCUCCGUUACGCUCCUCUCCCUUUCCUCUCUCUCCGACUGCAAUUCCACCAAGUCCCUGUUGCCGUCUGAUCCUGAUGACUUUGCCCCGACCCCUAGUAGUGCUCUUCCGGUGGUCUCUCCUGCGCCGUCAUUAAACCCUCUGCUGGACCUGAGGGCAGAGAGCUUCAAACGAGAGCCCAACCAGUCGCUCACACCCACCCACGUCUCUGCAGCAAUGGCAUUAAACCGUGGGCACCGCCGCACACCCUCUGAUGGGGCCAUUCGUCCUCGAGCGCAGACGGUCGUGGGGCAUCGCCGCACCCCUUCUGAUGGGAGUAUGCCUUUCCCCCCCGCACCAGCCCCGACCAUCACAUCAUAUACAGGUUCUCGUGAAACUCUUGACAUUCCACGCCUACCUGACCCGUCUAUGGUCUUCCCCUCAGUCCAUCGGCGCAAACCCCCUCCUCCAAUACCCGUGCCAGAGCCGGACAGCCAUACGGGCACUCUCGAGCGUCCCAAAACCCUCGAGUUCGCACCCCGCCCCCGCCCCACCCCAGCUCGGGCACGUCCGGACCCGUGGAAACUAUCAUCUCUGUCACAGACGCUCAGUUCAUCUCCAGGUAGCAGCUGUGACAGUCCGCUGGGCUCGGGUGACAGCGGAGUGAGCGCCGGGGUGAGUGCCGCCCAUCAGAGCCUUCUCGACAUGGACAUGGAGGGCCAGAGCCAGGACAGCACCAUUCCCCUGUGCGAACACCCGCAAGGCACUCUCUGCGGUCAGAAUUUCUCAUAGAAAGACAGAAGCCCCACCGCCUGGGUCGAUGCACCCUCAACCAGCACUCUGUGGCCGUCCUAAGAGGUUUUCCCACAGUUUGCCCUGUGAUCCCAUCAGACCGCACUCUCUGGCAGCUCUAAUGGAAAAGCUGCCCUCUGCAGUAGCUAGACAGAUGCCUUCUGGACAGGUUAAGCGAUAAAUGACCUCGAUCGGUUUAUUUCAGAGUGUCCGCAAUGACUCAUUGUCUCCGAGUUUAAUGGGCCUCAUAACAGCCGAGGUCGGUUGGUUAAGUGGCGGCCGAUUUCAGAAGCUUUAUCACAAAUGGAGCAGGAGAGGGCAGUCUAACUACUGUAGGUCUGUGACCUUCCUCGUUUUGUUCAUAUCUCUGUUAUCGUAGCGCCUCUUCCUCAUCAUGGUCUCCGUGGACACAACCUGCUUUUCGGCCUGAAAAUGACAAGUUCCCUCCAGUGUGUACAUUGUAAAGUUCAGUGAUGCUUUCUGUAAUUAUAAUCAGGAGAAUCGUGUAUGCAAUUAAUUGCAGCGACACAGGGAGCUCUUUUACGAGUUGCAUACGUUGUAAUAUACUGAUCUAAAAAUAGGUGUACUAUAAGAAUUUUCUAUUUUUC